GUUGUUACAGUGAACAGGCUGCCACCAUCCCAUACUUUAAACAUCCCACAGCACAACAUUAAAUCCAUCAUUAAAAAUGAGAAGAAUACGGCUUAACCUUGACUAUGAAAAAAGAGGGGAUUAGUCAGAGAAACAAGCAAGAGGCCAAGAGUAAGUCUGAAGGAGCUGGAGAGAUCCAGAUCUCUGAUGGGAGCAGCUGUUCCCAUAUAUUCCCAACUAUAGCUUGGAAAUGCCAUAAAACGACAUAAAACAUGCUAUUCUUAUUGUCAAAGUCACGAUCAGUUUAUAAUCCUUAUUACUACAGUGCAGUCAGUGUGUCUGUACCAUCUGUGUAGGUCCACUCUCAACUUGAGGCCUGUUUCUCUGCUGAGAUCAGAGGUUGAAUAAGGGGAAGAGCAAUCAGUGAGUAUUUCCAUGUUGUAGUUUUUUAAGUAAGCAGACUCGUACCCUAGGGAAAUCAGGUUUCCACAUUGUAAAUUCCUGACGUUCUGUUAUCGUUGUUGAUGCUCAAGAAAGGUUUGCAUAAGAAAUCUGAAAUGUGAAGAUGUUCCUACCCAGGUACGAUUUACAGAACAUCACUUGCAGCAAAGGUCAGAAACGUACAGAGCUACUGAAGAAGCAACAGCCUUCAAAUCUUCCCUUCACAGCUGUCCGUCCAUCAUGAAGCUGAAUCUGUUUCUCCUGUUUCUCACUGGUCUGGUCCCAGUCACUGUAUCCGUCCUGAGAACCGUCCCUCACAAUUAUAACCUGAUGAUGACACUGGUGACCUGGCCUGUUGCACAGAAUUACUGCAGGGUGAUGUACACUGACCUGGCAACAAUCCUGAGUGAUACUGACUGGCUACGAUUUGAGAAAGAAGCAGCAAGCAAACGUCUGACAACAUCUGCCUGGAUCGGAUUGUACAGUGAUCUCAAUAGCUGGCGCUGGUCCUUAAACGAUCUCCCACUGAAUGUCAGUUAUACCAAUUGGCGCACUGGACAGCCUGAUAAUUCUGGUGGAAAAGAAACAUGUGGUAUAAUAGGUAUAUAUGGUGAAUGGUUGGAUGACCAAUGUACAGAACUAAACCCUUUCAUAUGCUACAAUGGUGAGUCAACAUCCUGAUGUUAAUUUGCCUAGUCUUGGUUUGAUGGCUGGUUUUUCACAUUUUGGGUUGUAUCUUGGUAUCAUAUUGUCUGUGAGACAGAGACGUGACUUUUGUAUAUUUAUUUUUUCACAGCUAAUUUCAGUGGUGCUGCCAGGUUCAUCGGCAUCAGUAGUCCUUAUAUGACCUGGUCUCAAGCUCAAACUUACUGCCGAACACAUCACACAGACUUGGCCAGCUCUCUUAACAGCUCAGACAACGACAUGUUAUGGCAGGUGAAGAAGAUCCAAGGUGAUUCCUGGAUUGGGCUUUACAGAAACGCUUGGAAGUGGUCAGACGGGACCAUCGCUUCAAACAUCCCAUGGGCUCCUGGACAACCUGAUAAUUAUGGUGGCCGUCAGAACUGUGCAAGGUUUUAUAACGGACUGUUCUACGAUCAACAAUGCACCAACCUGUACUAUUUCUUCUGUCACACCAUUUACCCAGCGAGGAGUCAGAUAAUGGGACUGCAGGUGAAGUCUGAUGGGAGUGUGUUUGAUCCUGCUGUGCAGUCGUCCAUUUUAGAUCAGAUCAAACAGAAACUGGAGGGAAAAGGCAUGUUGGAGAACACCACAGUGACCUGGAAGGUGCAGCCAGAUGGAAACAUCUUCCACAAGAAAAAGGAUGAUCUGUAACGUCUAAAUGCUCACCUUCAAGUCAAGCAGAUUUCAAACUGACUGAAAUUUUAUUUAACCUACAACAUUUAAGCUUUAAUCAGUAGGCAGUGUCAGAGGACAAGAUUAGCCAGAAGUAGAGGAAUAAACAUAUUUAAUUGCUCUGAUUGGAACACGCACACUUUGACUUUGCAACCUAAAUUUUAAAGUCAGAUUUCACUGCAACUUUUUAAUAUUGAACAUGUUCAGCUUUUGCUGCAAGAGGCCACUGAACACAGUGAUAAGGAGAAAGUCAGAGAGGGUAUGUUCAAUACUGGGUUUAAUGCAUCAGUGUGUUGUAGUAAAGAAGAAUUCUUAUAUAGAAUAUAGUGAAUGUAACAGAACCUGUAAAUACACUGUGUGUACUUUGAACAGUCAUAUAUAAUGCACUUCAAAUUAUUACUGUCAUUUAUUUCUUCCAA
This is a messenger RNA of Ictalurus furcatus (blue catfish), 2195 nucleotides long. RefSeq names its product C-type lectin-like. Lineage: Eukaryota; Metazoa; Chordata; Actinopteri; Siluriformes; Ictaluridae. The transcript has 5 exons. The coding region runs from base 1264 to 1755 and encodes 163 amino acids. The record is from RefSeq and is a predicted model, not a curated record.